Drosophila elegans is the source of this 3653-nucleotide messenger RNA. Its product is annotated as mucin-5AC. The record is from RefSeq and is a predicted model, not a curated record. NCBI's taxonomy places the organism in Eukaryota, Metazoa, Arthropoda, Insecta, Diptera, Drosophilidae. Bases 389 to 3493 code for a protein of 1034 amino acids. The transcript has 3 exons.
UAUUGAAAGCGCAGAAUCCGUGAGCUACGGACGUGUUUCGCUCGAGCGCAUCGCGUAUCUUCCAACUACGACCUCCGAUCUCUCGCUCGCACCCGCCCGCCGUGCAUAGCACCCUCUCGCUCGCGCCCCCCCAAAGUGAUCGUGAUAUCGUGCCGCGGAUUUUUCGAUUGAGAAAAGGCGGUGAAAAUAUUACACAUUAUAUAUUGUCGGCUUCGAUUGCGUCUGCGGUUUUGUCAUCGCGAUCAUUGUUAGUCGGGCUCCUACGCGAUAAUUAUUCCGGUUCGUCUUUGGGCAAUGCCCGAUUCUAAAUUGUUAAUUGCGUGACAAAUUCAGAGAGGCCCGAAAUCAACAAUAAUAAUAAACACGAAACACCAGCUCACCCACGAUAAUGCAGAUCGAACCGAAGCCACGAUGCGGUGGCAGCAUUAGCUUUACCGUUAUGCUGCUGCUGCUGAUCAUCGGCGCCGACUUCGUCGCUGGAAGGCCUGAUGUGCGCGAGUCGCCCUUCGCCCGCGAGCUGCAACCGCCGCUGCUGCAGCCGGACGUGCCCUUCAGCGGGCCGAAGGCCAUCGACAGCUAUGGCAACCCCAUCGACGCCCUGCGACCCAUUGACACGCCCGACGGGCGCAAGGUGGUCAGCGCCCAGGGCGUCCAGUUCGAGAUACCUACGUACGCCUCGGGGAUCACGGAGAUCCGGCGACCGGCCGAUGAUCUCCUGCCGCCGCACAUUGGUGAGUUGACAUCCACACGAGCAGCGGCUGCCGGCGGUGCCUCCAGAACCAGGACGCAAACGGGAACGGCAACCAGGACGAAAACCGAAACAGAAACGAAAACAGAAAUAGAAACAGAAACAGAAACCAAUGCCUCGACUGCACCGCACACAAACAGUAGUAGUAGUAGUAUAACUAGUACAAAUAGCACUAGCACCCGCACCGCACUAGCCGCACCCAUUAGCACCACUAACAAGCUGGCCAAGCGCGAUUCGCUGGGCGGCCAGUUUCCCAUUGCACCACCCAGUAACCGCCACGCCCCGCCCCCCUUCUCCUUGAUCAAGCUAAAUCCCUUCGCCGGUGAGGACUCACCCAUCACCCAGAUCGGCUCCCAAUCAGGUCUUUGUCCCAAUCCCAGUCCCAGUCCCACUUCCAGUGCCCCGCCCACUUUGCCCGUAGCCAAGGCGAAUUGCCCGAAAUACUCAACUCCGAAUCCGAAUCCUCUCCAACCAGAUGCCAUCGCUGUGGGCCUGGAACCCAGCAGUCCGAACUCAUUCACUGGCACAUCAUCAGCAUCCGCACCAGCACCAGCACCACUUCCAGCCACAUCACUAACACCGCCCCGCCAUGAUUCAUCACCCGACACCACGACGACCGCCGCCGAAGUGGAGGUGGAGCAGGCGCACCUGGUGCCGCUUCAGCAGGCGGCCAAGGAGGAUGACGGAUCCCUGCCUGAGUAUAUCCGCGAGUUGCAGCGCCAGGACCCCGACAUUGGAGGUCCAGUGCCCUGGAAGCCGGCUGCCAAUGCGGCGCCACUCAGUGUGAUCGCCUGGGACCUGUUGCCGCCGCACGAGACGCAGGAUGUCCAGCGGCAGGAGGACAACCAGGAUGAGCAGGCGCAGGAGCCCACGAUCAUCACGGAGGCGCAACAGCAGCCGGCCAAGAAGGUGCAGGGCAUCGUGGACCCCAUUAGCCACAACAUACGCCUCAGCCUGAGCAGCGGCAGUGCCCUGAGUCCAGUGGAUGGGCCGGCGGAGCAUGGCACCAAUGCGCAUGUGGGCAGCACCACGCCCGCCAAUCCGGGUCGCUUUCCGAACCGCCAGCGUGGCACGGCCCACUACAGCACCACCAGGAGCAGUUCCACCACAGUAAGGCCGCGCAGCAGCACCACUCACGCACCAACCACAACCACCAGCACAACGAAGGCAACCACAACUAGCAGCACAACCACCAGGAGAAGCACAACGACCAGCACCACCACCACAGCGAAACCAGAGACGCGCACCACUGCCAGUCCGGUAGCCAGCACCACCGAGGACCCAGCCACCUUCUAUCGCCUGAUCAACGGGGAGGCCUACGCCUACACCCUGCCCACGUGGCUGCAGGAGGUCACCGAUCCGGACCUGGACGUGGCCGUCACAUUCGAGGUGCCCGCCGACAACGAUCAGUACAACCACACGCUGGCCAACGAUCUGGAGCCGCCAUUCGAGCCGUUCGUCGACUUGGGCAACAUUCAGCUGACGCCACCGCCCACCAGCAGGCCCACAACGACAACCAGCACAACCAGGGCAGCGCCCACAACGACCACCGCCAGAACAACCACCAGCACAACCACAACCACAACCACAACAACCACGCCACGAACAACGACAAGCACAACCACAACUACAACAACGCGACGUCCGAGCACGCAGCGACCGACCAAAGCACCCACACCAAUACCACCCACGCACAGCACUCAAGCGCACCACCACCCAGAGCCACCGCCAGUGAAACUGACCACAACCACCACUCACCAUGCAGAUACUCCGCCGGAGGACUCCAGUAGCAGCAGCGGCAGCAACACCACUCCCAGCCCGUUGGACGCAGGCAAUCCCUUCGAUUCGGCCACCAUUCCCGCCUGGCUGCGCGACUUCGACUAUCCGGAUGUGGGUCCCGGCGUGCCCUUUGACCCGGACAACUUUGGGCCAGCCGCCAGCAGUACCCGUUCCCCCACCACCCAGCCACGCCUCCCCACCGUCCCGCCCGUCCCCUCCGCUUUUCCAUCCAAAGUCACGCUUCCGCUUCCAGCCAGCAGCAGCAGCAGCAGCAGCAGCGAGGAGCCACCGCUAGUGCUCAUACCGCCCGCUGACCGCACGGACUCCGUCUCCAGUUCCGGUUCCGGUUCCGCCUUCGGUUUCGCCCCCGCCGCCGUCUCCAGUGCCGGACAACUGACCCCUCCCCUUCCCACUACCAACUCUGUCACGCCUUUUGCAGCCCGCUUCGAGCCAGCAGCGAAUAAUCCUAACCAGGCAGCCAGCCCCUCCAGCGGCGAACCCUUCCCGCCCAGCAAGGUCGAGUACACCAAGAGCGACGACGGCAAGGUCAUCAGCACGCCGGUGGCCAGCGUCCAGCGUAAAACGGAGACUGCGGCACCAGUUAGCAACACUGGGAAGUAUACGGGCGGAUUUGGCGCCCCGGCGGGCCUACUGCGUCCACAGUCGACCAACCCCCACUCCGACAUCUACGUGGCCGGCGAUCAGCACGAGUUCAGCACCAUUGUGAAGGCGAACAAGGCGCGGCCCACUGUUAAUCCGGGUCGCUACAACGGUGGCUUCGGCGCCCCCACGGGUGUGCUUUCGCCACAGAGCCAGCCGGAGCCGCGACCCUUCCAGCCGGUCCGCCAGCAGACGGAGCACAGGGAUCGUCCGGCAGGUGGCAACCGGCGAACGGAGAGUCGCUUUGGCGGACCGCCCGGUGUCCUCGUGCCCUUCGACAACGUGCAGCGGACUGGGGGGCAGUAGCGGAGUCCAGGAGUCCAGGAGUCGAAAGUCGGAAGUCCGCGAAUACUUUAAAUUAUUUAUAGCCCAUGUACAUGUACCUAUGCUAGAGCUAAAUGAGUUGUGGACUCGUCACAAGGGUCAUCACAAUAUUUGCGAAAUUAAAAGUCUCAGAACUAUCAAA